CUAACGUGUGGAACCGUUGACAUGUACACUUACCUCUCUGUCAAGUGAUGUGUCUCCUCCCAUUUAUCGGCUUUAUUUAAGUUCACUGUAGUAUUAAGUGCCUAAAAGUGAAGUUUUUGUAUUCAUGGUUAUACGUGGAAGUCUGUAGAAGUGCACACUAUGUCUCGACGUCGCCCUGGAACAGCAGGCUCAGUGCGAUCUACAUCUGCAAUCAACCCUCUAAGAGUCCGUCCUGGUAGUCGACCAGGUUCUGCUCGGGAGUGGUUUGAAGCAUAUAACCAACGGCGAAAUGAGGAAGCAUGGCGUCUUGAGGAAUGGAUGAACACUGUCAAUAGUCUGAAGAAAAAGGAAUGGCAGGCACAGUACUACACUGCUAUUGCUCAGCCAAAGCACAAAAGUGUUGAUGAAGAAGAGCUUCGUAAGAAGGAGGAGAAGGAGCGCAAACUGGCUGAUAGACGGGCCAGACUCACUCGUCUGUUUCAAGAAGAUGAGAGAAGAUAUCAGGAUGAGAGGGAGCAGAAAUACAGAGAAUCAAGACACAGAACAGUUCACCAUCAUAUUGUCUAUCCUGAGGUGGAGAUGCUGAAGUGUCGUCUAGAUGACCUAAAGAAGAAGAACCUUGAAGAGAGACAGAAAAUGACAGAAUCUCUUUCGUAUGAAGUCUGGAGACGAAACAACCCACAAGUUAGACAAAUGGAGUCCGACCGAUUCAAUCACUUUGUGCAAGAGGCUUGGGUUGACCAGAGGCAGUGGAAGGAGGAUGAGAGGCGGAGAAAAGCAGAGGAAGAUAGAAGAGCGGACAUCGAAGCAGCUGAGAGGCAGCGGAAAUUGGAAGAAGAGGAAAAGAAAGCAGAAGCAGAGAAAUUGAAGAAGCAGGGAGAGUGGAAGGUCCAGCUUGAAGCCCAGAUUACAGAAAUUAAGGAAAGAGAAAAACGCGACGAAUUCCUGAGACAAGAGGAAGUUACGUUAGAGAGAGAGAAGCUGAGACUCCAUGAAAUUACCCAACGGAGGCUGAGACUGAAAGAUCUGAGGCAACGGAAGGAGUUAGAGUUGUUUUGGGCCAGACAGUAUCAACUGAAACUGAAGAAGAAAGCGGCAGAUAUCCAGCAGGAACUCCUUGAAGAUGAGAAUAUUAUAGAGGACAUCUUAAGGGGGUUUCCAGAUGAUGAAGAUGAGCAGAUGAAGCAUCGAAGAAGUGAGGCUGAAUGGAUGAAGACUGUGCUGGGAGAACAGAGGAAGCUGGAGAGCAUGCGUGAGAAGGAGUAUGAGCUGCUGUUUAGCGAGGAAGCAGAGGCAAUGUGGAAGAAGAGGCAGGCGGAGUGGGAGAGAGAGCAACGAGCACGAGACCGACUGAUGGCUGAAGUAUUACAUGGUCUUCAACAGCAGGUUCAAGAUCAGCAGUCCAGAAAUGUCCGUGAAAGAGAAACACUGGAUUCAGAAAAGGCACAAAUUCAGAGAUCCAUAAUCGACAUACGAGACCAAAUGCAAGACCUGGAAAUAGAAGAGAAGGAGAGAAGGGAGAAGCAUCACACGGUUCAAGUGCAGCCAUCACAGAGAAUGAUGCAAGAGGCAGCUUCUCUCCGAAGAGACCGAGAGGAUGAGGAGAGGAAGCUGCAAGAACACCGCAGGGAAAUUGCACGCCUCGAGCAGCAGCUGCAGCAACUUUGGGGUCCACAAUAUGCCCCACCUAAAUAUGGACGCAAGAGAUUCGUCUGGUGAAGGAAGAACACUUGUUAGAAUGAUUCUUCAUCAUUCUUAACCAAAGUGUGAUAUCUGGGUUUGUCUUAAGAGGGAACGAGUUAGUGUCACGUCUGCACGACUCCACAUAACUCAACACUCGCAGAGAUUAUUAUUUGGUGCUGCCUUACUCGAUGUAUAUUUUUUCUUUUCUGUUUCAUUUAUGGCUUUUUUUCUAAGUUUUAUUUGUUUAUGAAUACAUAUGUAUAGAUGUAUGCAUUUACAUGUACACAUUUACAAUUACACUCAUUCACUAAAUACUCUAAGAAAAAAAUUAUUACAAGUUUUCCUGAUAUUACCGUUAGUCAUAAUUAUUUCUGUUUUAUUGCCGUCAUUUUUUUUAUAUUAUUAUUACUAUUAAUAAUAAUAAUAAUAUUAUUAUUAUUAUUUUUAUUUUUAUUAUUAUUAUUAUAAUUAUUAUUUCUGUUAGUAUUACUAUUAUUAUUAUUGUUAUUAUUGCUAUUAUUAUUAUUGUCAUUAUUAUUAUUAUUAUUAUUAUUAUUAUUAUUAUUAUUAUUAUUAUUACUAUUACUAUUAUUAUUGUUUUUAUUAUUAUUAUCACCAUUAUCAAUAUUGUUUUUAUUAUUAUUUUAGCUUGAUUUUUUUUUGUUUAAAGAACAAAAGCAAAUAUGCAAUUAUAUACCUUAGGGGCCAAAGAAAUUAGACAAAGCAGCUGGCUGUGUUUUUAUACUAAUGUUUUAAGAGCUGUAUUUUUUAAUGAACAGUGAUAUGCCUAUAUAUGAAUAUAUUUGACAUUUUCUAACUAUUUCCAAUAAAUGUGUGUCUUUUGAUAUUAAAGAAGUUAUUUUGUAGCAUGUUAUAACAAAAAACUUCAUACACUUGUUGGAGUUUAACCUUCCUGUAAAAUGAAUCUAUAUAUUGAUUUUAUAAUAAAGAGAUCAUUUUCAA
Penaeus monodon (black tiger shrimp) is the source of this 2646-nucleotide messenger RNA. Its product is annotated as trichoplein keratin filament-binding protein-like. The coding region runs from base 160 to 1719 and encodes 519 amino acids. Gene Ontology annotation, biological process: apoptotic process. The transcript is spliced from 12 exons. Gene Ontology annotation, cellular component: keratin filament. Lineage: Eukaryota; Metazoa; Arthropoda; Malacostraca; Decapoda; Penaeidae. The record is from RefSeq and is a predicted model, not a curated record.